Effrenium voratum is the source of this 3570-nucleotide messenger RNA. NCBI's taxonomy places the organism in Eukaryota, Dinophyceae, Suessiales, Symbiodiniaceae. The record is from the annotation of a GenBank genome assembly.
AUGCCCCAAGCGGCUGGGGCAGAGGAGGAGACCAAUGUCCGCGUCGCGGCUCGGGUGCGGCCUUUGCUGGCGCGCGACACAGCACAGAACUACUGCAGCUGCAUCACUGCCCAGCCUGGCACCAACCAACUUGUAGUCGGCACUCGGAGAGGCUUCACGUUCGACUUGGUUUUUGACACCGAUGCCAGCCAGUCAUCCGUGUACGUGGGAUGCGUGUCCCAAUUGCUCGAGGGGAGCAUGCAAGGCUACAAUGCCACUGUCCUCGCAUAUGGGCAGACAGGAUCUGGCAAAACCCACACAAUGGGAACUGGCCAGCCAGUUCCUGAAGGAAGUGAUGAGGAAGGCAUUGUUCCGAAGGUGAUUCGCAACAGCUUCCAUCAUAUCGAGAAGCACAAGGGCAGUGUUGACUUCAAGGUGUCCUGCUGCUACCUUGAGAUAUACAAUGAGGACAUCCGAGACUUACUGCAGCCAGGAGGACACAAGGGCCACAUUGCAAUUCGGGAGGAUGCAACUGGCGGGAUCAAGGUCACCGGCAUCCACGCAGAGACAUGCUCCUCAGCAGAGGAGAUGUUCCGCUGCCUCAGCGAUGGCUCCGUCCAGCGGACCACAGGGGCCACGCUCAUGAACGAGCAAAGCUCCAGGUCACACUCCAUUUUCACCUUGAUCUUGGAGCAACGGCGGCGCUUGACGAACGGAGGAGGUGAGGGGAGCGAGGAAGAUUACGUGACCGCCAAGUUUCACUUGGUGGAUUUGGCUGGCUCGGAGCGUGCUAAGCGUACGGGUGCAGUUGGCAGCCGCUUCAAGGAGAGUGUGGCAAUCAACUCGGGCUUGCUGGCAUUGGGGAAUGUAAUUUCAGCACUUGGGGAUCCUGCAAAGAGAGGCAGUCAUGUGCCGUACCGGGAGUCCAAGCUGACAAGGCUGCUGCAAGACAGCUUGGGAGGCAACUCCCGCACAGUCAUGAUCGCUUGCGUCAGUUGUGCGGACAUCGACUUUGAGGAAACUCUGAACACACUCAAGUAUGCCCACCGAGCGCGGAACAUCAAGAAUAAGCCGGUUGUAAAUCAUGAUCCUCGCACGGCUCAGCUGGCCGCAAUGCAGGAUGAAAUCGAUGCUUUGCGAGAGCAGCUGCAGCGAGCGAAUGAAGGCAACAUCGGACUGGUUGGAGGUGGGAUCCCUGCUCCCAGCAGUGAGGAGCUCGUGGAGAUGGCUGCGAAGCUCGAGGCGGCGGAAGUCCGGUCCUCCGAGUUGGCCGAGCGGCUCGAAGCCACGGAAGCAGAAAGCGAUCAAUUCCAGAAAUGCCUGGCAGAUGUGUAUGCAGCAGUUUGCCAGAACCUGCCAGCUAUUUUCCAGGCGAGUGAGGCGCCUGGGCCAGGGAGACCAGCUGUACGGGCUGUCUGCGAAGUGCUGUCUGCCGCGCAGCGGCUCCUCAGUGAAGCGGAGUUGGCAACGAGCGGUUUGGCCUCGGGCAUAGGCCCCGACACACAGCUGCCCAUUCCGCCCUUUCACUUGAUUCAGGAGCGCGCCCCCGAGUUGACUUCUGGAUGCGGUGAUGCUAGCACGCCGGGCACUGCCCUUUCUUGCACUGCACCAUCGUUGGGGGAGCCGCACAAGCUGUUGUCGCGAUCGGAGAUGCGGAAGGACUCUAAGCCGUUAAUCCGAAAGUACCUGGACCAAAUCAACCGGCUGGAGGAUGAGAUGGCAUGGUACAGGAGGCGCACCAAGCAGCUACAAGAGGAGCUUAAAGAGGCAAGGGAUGACCUGCAGAAAGAUGAAGAAAUUUUCGAGGAGAAAAUGAAGGAAAUGAAGGAUUUGCAAGCCAGAAAUGCCACCCUCGAACAAGAGCUGAAGGAGAAGUCGAGCCCAAUGCGAAAGGAGCCCAGCCUGUAUGCAAUUCAGCUCAGCGAGACGGACGAUGCAUCCAUUGCAGGGGUUCAUACUCCUGUGGCCGUGCCUGACGAGACGGAUGCAGAAUCCAAACCUCCAGAUUUGCAGGACACGCGCACGUCGCAGCAGCAUCUGCGAGACCAGCUGCAGUCACUCUCGCAGAACGUGCUGCUCAAGGAAGACCUGAUCGAUGAGCUCACCCGCAGUGAGCGCGAGUGGGGUGUCGCACGGAAGCAGUACCAAGCGCGCAUGGAGCAGCUCCAGUCGGAGUUAGAAGAGACCCAGCGCCAGCUUGACACCGUGAAGGUGCGAUUGCAAGAGUCUGAGAAGCUGGAAGAACAAGCUAGGACGGCAAGUGAAGAGGAGAAGAAGCGCUUGGAGCGGCAAGUCACGGAGCAGAUGGAGGCCCUGAAAAAGAAGCAACAAGAGUACUCGCGCUUGAAGGAAAUGCGUCAAAGCGAGCGCAAAAGAGUGAAGGAUUUGGAGGUUGAAGUUGCUCAAAUGAGGCAGAGCCAAGCUGAGAUAGACCGGAAGCUUCAGGCAGAGCGGCGGCGUGAGACCCAGCAGAUUGCAGAUCUCCAGCGUCGCCUGACGCGGGAAGGGCAAAGGGUGAAGGAUUUGGAGGCCAAGGUCGCAACAAAGAGCGGCAGUGGCCGAAUCAAUGCCCUGGGCCGGAAAAACUCCACGGUGCCCUCGGGCCGUGGCUACCCUGUAACUCCAAGCUCAGAAUCAGAGCGCAACGGGUCUUCAGCCGGAAAUUCCCGCUGGCAGCGAUUGGAACAACAGUUGGACGAGCAUAUCCGAAUACUGGAGGCAACGCAAGGUCUUGAAGAGGACCUCCGCAAAAGGGAAGCACUGCACAAGAAAAAAGAGCAAUACAUGAACUACCGAAGGAAGAUUGCUGCGAAGGAUCAAGCGGAGCAACAGGAAGCAGCGGAGCGACUGAGCCAGCUCGAGUCCGAAGCUGCCAAGCAGGAGCUCCAGCGCAACGUGCAAAGCAAACGUGCGGAAGGGCUGAGCAUUUUGCAUGACAUCGAUGAGCGGCUGGAGGGCCUUCAGGAUGAGUUGGACUUCAGGGAAGCCCGCAUUUCCAAGGCCCAGCAGUACUUGAGAUCGACUUCUGGUACUGGUCCUGGCUCGCUGGAUGCAGAGCUGGAGCGAAUUCCGGCGGAAGACGGCAAGGAGCUGCUCCGCCGUUACUGCGAGAAGCUCGUAAAGCUGCGGCAAAGAGAGAAGCAGCACUGGCAGCGGCUUGAAGCAGCUGAAGCACAGCUUGCGGAGCGAGCCCGGCAAGUGGCAGAGCUGCAGCAGGUGCUCCGCAGGCAAGACUCCAACGCCACCAAGGCCAUUGCCAGGGUGACCAAGGAGUACGAAGCAAGGAUAAGACAGCUGUUGCGCCAGCUUUCGGCAUCUUUGCCGCAAGAGGGGAGCGCAAGAGGGGGUGCGCAGCAGGGCGCAGAGUCAAGGUCAGAAGAGCCAAGCGUUCUGUCCUCCGGGGAUGCAGAGGAGGUGGAGCAGGUCAAGCGUGACAACCAGUACUACAAAGCUGUCAACCGCGAACUCAAGCGGCGGCUGCGUUCCUUACUGGAGCAGCGUGGGGAGGCGCAGGCUGAUCCCAAAGGCGAGGCAUCGGCACCAGCGACCCCCGCGCGCUUUGUCCCCGAGGACCAAGAUCGGGGCAAAUGA